GUUUUUUACUCAUCAUUAUGCAGUCAUAGGUCGAGGAGGUCUCGAUCUUCAGUUUCUGUAAAGAAAACAAGAAGAAAAAAUGGUGGGCACUACUCUUUCAGAACAGCUCAACAACCACAUUCAGACCAUGCAUGAUCAGGGCAUCCUAGACCACCAUUUCGACCAUGUGAAAAAGUUACAAAAUGAAGGAAAUCCUCAGUUUGUUGUGCGAGUGAUCUCAAUGUUCUUCAAUGAUGCUGAAACUGGCAUUGCCCAAAUCACGUCAUUUCUGAACUCAGAUGAUGUGGACUUUGCAAAGACCAUUAACUAUGUUCAUCAGCUCAAAGGCUGUAGCUCAAGCAUUGGUGGACAGCGGAUGGCCCUUGCUUGUAGUGAGCUACGAAAUGCCUGUGAUGACAGGGACAAGCAGAGGUGCCUUGAAAUCUUUGAGAGGGUGAAACAGGAGUACAGCACUUUGCAGGAAUGCUUCAAUACCAUUUCCCAGAUGGAGAGAACCAUCGCCAAUGAGACUGGAGGCCGUCAACCAUAGCAAGCUCCUUUGUGCUUGCAGCUUUAGCCUUUAGGAACCAUCAGGUGUCAGAAAUAAUGUUGUUUGCUUGAGACUGCUUUAGUUGUUUUAUGCUUUGUGUCAGCAAAACCUGGUUUGCUGUUUGUUGUGUCUUUUAUGUGCUUUAUUGGUACCUAAUGAUAAAUUAUAUGUCCUUAGUGUUGUGUCUAAAGUUAGUUUCUGAUAUCCAAACCACCUCCAUCGCUAAUAGGAGUGACUUUCUAUGUUUCUUUUUCAUCCUCACCUAUUAUCAAAGCAAUAAUUUCUUGUCUUAAAAGAGAUUAGUGACGAGUGAUAAAGGUUAAAUGCUACAUUUACUGAAUAUAGGUAUGUAAUUAUGCACCACCCCUAAUUGAUGAUUUCUACUUCUAGCAAUGAUAAAAAGCAAAUUGAAAUAAAACCCGAAACUUAACUUAAUCAGUUGGCAUCUAAUAGAUUUGGAAUUCAAACAUCAGCACUUACAAUCUCUUUCUUUAUCCUCACAGCCUUUUUGAAAAAAAAAAAAAAGUAAAUUGCAGUUUACCAAGUCCUUAGCAUCCUUCUGUCAAAAGAAAUGAGAUGUAGUUAUAUAUAACCAAAACCAAAUAAAUUGUAGCAGUGUAUAUAUUGAAAAUUACUUUAUAAUUAAACAUGAUCAUAUAUAGAUAAGGUGUUUCAAACCUAGUUAUACACAUCAAUCCUCUUCCAUUGGUACUGCUGGAAUAUCAAACAGGUCUUCCUCAAUGGGUUUAGUAAUUAGAGAAAGAGAAGAAGGUAAUAUCAAGUCAAGGAAACAUUUGAGUCGAGCAAAGACCAAGGAGAAAAAAAAAAAUAACCGAAAAUGCACUAUCAACUCUGCUCUUUGAAUAAUUUCAGGAGUAAUCUACAUUAGAAAUUGCAGUGAAUAAAACUAUUCAGUUAAGAGCACAGAGCCAGGGAUUGAUAGAUCAAAAACAGGCAAUGCUCUUAUUAAUAUAUGCUUUUGCUUUUAGGGUAG
Messenger RNA from Durio zibethinus, 1523 nucleotides. RefSeq names its product histidine-containing phosphotransfer protein 1-like. Gene Ontology annotation, molecular function: histidine phosphotransfer kinase activity; protein histidine kinase binding. NCBI's taxonomy places the organism in Eukaryota, Viridiplantae, Streptophyta, Magnoliopsida, Malvales, Malvaceae. The record is from RefSeq and is a predicted model, not a curated record. Gene Ontology annotation, biological process: phosphorelay signal transduction system; cytokinin-activated signaling pathway; phosphorylation. Gene Ontology annotation, cellular component: nucleus; cytoplasm.